CCGGAAUUGGAUGACGACGCCACCAGUGUUUUUGGAGGUGGCGAUGGAGACGGUCCCGUGCCCGUACUGCCACGCGCUCUUCCCGCGCGUAGACGCGGCCUUCGUCCUCGCCCGCCACGUGACGCAGUGCGCUCUCAAGGCCUGGCCGGCGCCUGUCGAUGAGCACUUCGUGGACGCCAAGCACUGCCCGAUCUGCUGGCGGGUGUUUGACGAGCAUGUCAAGCCGUUCGAGAUCGUGCUCCAUGAAGAAGAAUGCGAGCGCGUGAAUGGCUCAUUGAAGAAGGUCGCGCACCAAAAGCGGCGCCGGGUUGUGGAGAUGUCGCCGCCGUCAAGCGCACCGUCGAGCAAGACCCGGCCAUCGCCUGCCAAGACCAAGGUGCCCGAGAUCACGGACGCCUCGACGCCGCUCUGCUUUCUAUGCGGCCAAGGCGGCCGUCAGCUUCUCUCAUGCUCGGGCUCAUGCACGCGGUCGUUCCACAUUGCGUGCAUUGGCGAGAGCGCGUCGCUCGUCCACCGCCCGUACGUCGCCCAGCGCCGGAGCUGGAAGUGCGCCGAGUGUUUCCGGGGCAUCCACAUGUGCUUCAAGUGCGACAUGGUCGGCGACGACGACAUGGACUCGUUCAAGUGCUCGAUCUCCGGCUGCGGCGUCUACGCCCACCAGCGGUGCAUGAGCAAAGGCCAGGACCCGUCGCUAUUUGUGUGUCCGCGCCACGCAUGCAGCGUCUGCAAGAAGCAGGGGCUUGCCCAAGCCGACGCGCUCCACUGCUACCAAUGCCCCACCGCGCUGCACAAGGCGUGUCACUCGACCAAGUCCCCGUCCUUUACAGCGCUGGUGGGACACCACGGCUGCUGUGGCCACCAUAGCACGCUCCGCACAGUCUCGCCGAGCCUCCGGAGCAAGCUCCACGUUGGCGACGUCGUCUUGGUGCUCAAUUUUGGUAACUCGCAUUUGCCGCUUGAAGCCAAGCAGCUGCAUGCGAACCAGUGGGGCCGCGUUCUUACGGUCGAGGGCAUUGAGUUUAGCGCGCAGCUAUUGACCGUCGCGCUUUUUGCGUGCGACUUGACGCUGACGCUGACCAACCAGCACGCCGUGCCCGUCACGACGCCGUAUGAGCCCACGAAAGCUUUUGUGCAAAACUGCAUCACAAUCCACCUCCACACGGAGCUCUCGCUUCGCGGCCUCUCGCCAGCGUCCAUGGAAGCCGAGCGAUCCCAGCUCGUCAUGGACUCGGUGCUCGCGUUCCAGCAUCUCGCGCAGCAACUCGCGAUUUCGCCCGAUGACGUGAUCGAGAUGGCGACGCUCGCAUAUGAAAGCUGGCGUGUGCGCGACAAGACGCGCCCGAAGAACGUGUUUGGGGUGCUUGACACACGCCGCCGCGUGCGCCCGUCGUCGCCCAAGAAAGCACCGACGCGGCAGUCGGCCCGCGCAUCGACGCGGGCGUCGUCGAUGGCCGAGGCAUUUCAGCCGCGAACCAUUUCGCUCCUACCUCUCGCCGUGUCGAAUGGCGCGCACGAGGUCAUUGCGAUUGACGAUGAUGACGACGAGUACGACGACGAUGCGCCGCUUGCAUAAGCAGCGCCUCUUACGAAUACGCUAAGAACUGUGUCGGUCAACACUAAUCUGCAGUGUGGUGGUUGUCAUGGUUGUGGCCAACCUGAG
Saprolegnia diclina VS20 is the source of this 1660-nucleotide messenger RNA. RefSeq lists its product as hypothetical. Bases 11 to 1573 code for a protein of 520 amino acids. Lineage: Eukaryota; Oomycota; Saprolegniomycetes; Saprolegniales; Saprolegniaceae. The record is from RefSeq and is a predicted model, not a curated record. The transcript has 4 exons.